Dioscorea cayenensis subsp. rotundata (Guinea yam) is the source of this 1828-nucleotide messenger RNA. RefSeq names its product general transcription factor IIE subunit 1. The transcript has 10 exons. Bases 117 to 1514 code for a protein of 465 amino acids. NCBI's taxonomy places the organism in Eukaryota, Viridiplantae, Streptophyta, Magnoliopsida, Dioscoreales, Dioscoreaceae. Gene Ontology annotation, biological process: transcription initiation at RNA polymerase II promoter; transcription open complex formation at RNA polymerase II promoter. Gene Ontology annotation, cellular component: transcription factor TFIIE complex. The record is from RefSeq and is a predicted model, not a curated record.
CCCACUUACUUUCCACAAAGCGAGUGCCGUGGAAAUCACGGCCUCUCUCGCUCGUUGAGCCCUUUAAUCCCUCGCCGGAACCCUAGAUCCCUCCGAUCCCAUCCUCUCUCGUCACCAUGAGCCUCGAGCCUUUCAAUCGAUUGGUGAGAUUGGCGGCCAGGGCGUUCUAUGAUGAUAUUACGAUGAAGGGAGAUAACCAGCCGAAGAACGGCAGGGGGGAUAACCGCGGGAUGGCCGUCGUCGUUCUUGAUGCUCUCACUAGGCGUCAGUGGGUUAGAGAAGAAGACCUGGCGAAGGCUUUGAAGUUGCAUUCAAAACAACUCCGACGCACAUUGCGAUUUUUUGAAGAAGAGAAGCUAGUUACCCGGGAUCAUAGGAGAGAGACAGCCAAAGGUGCAAAAAUAUUCAGUGCUGCAGUAGCUGCUACAGCUGAUGGUCCACGUGGUAAAGAGGGCGAAGAGAAGAUGAAGCUUCAUACUCAUUCUUAUUGCUGCUUAGAUUAUGCACAGAUAUAUGAUGUUGUAAGGUAUCGGAUGCAUCGGAUGAAGAAAAAGUUGAAGGAUGAAUUGGACAGUAGGAAUAUGGUUCAAGAAUACAUAUGCCCUAAUUGUGGCAAAAGGUACUCGGCUUUUGAUGCGCUGCAGCUUGUGAGCCUCACUGAUGAGUACUUCCAUUGCGAAAGAUGCAAUGGUGAACUUGUUGCUGAGAGUGACAAGCUUGCUGCUGAGGAAAUGGGAGAUGGAGACGAUAAUGCUAAGAGGAGACGACAUGAAAAGUUGAAAGACAUGCUUCAGAAAAUGGAGGAGCAGUUAAAGCCAUUGGCUCAACAACUUCUGAGAGUAAAGGAUUUGCCUGUUCCUGAUUUCGGAACUCUCCAAGCAUGGGAAGCUAGGGCAAAUGCAGCUAACCGGGCUAAUGGUGAUCCUAGUGCAAAUGAUUCCUCUAAAUCUUCUCAGGGGCAUGGUUAUGGCGGAACACCAAUGCCUUUUCUUGGUGAUACAAAGGUUGAAGUUGCUUUCUCUGGUGUAGAAGUGAAAGAAGACACUGAACCUGAGACAAAGGCCACUGCAUUGAAGGUUUUACCACCAUGGAUGAUCAGAGAAGGCAUGGUCCUCACAAAAGAGCAACGUGGAGAAGUCAAGCCUGAUGUGAUGAAAAUGGAUCAACCUUCCAGCUCUACAGAUGACAAAAAGCAGAAAAUUGUGAAAGAUGACCAAAAGAGUAUAGAGGAUGAGUAUAUCAAAGCCUAUUACUCUGCACUGAUGGAGAGGCAAAGAGCACAAGAAGAAGUCACCAAGAAAAUGCAAUCGGAAGCUGGGAACCUAUCAAAUGGUGUUUCAGAGGCAGCUGGGCGUAAGGUUGGCGCAAAAGCAAAAAGAGAAGAGGAUGAAGAUGAUGCUGAAUGGGAGGAGCCUCAACCAACAGGUGAAGUUUAUAAGGUGGCUGAUUUGAAUGCUCAAGCUCAGGAAUCCAGUGAGGAUGAAGAGGAUGGAAUUGAUUGGGAGGAAGGUUGAUAGCUUUUCGUCUGCUGCUGUUCUUGUUUGCCGGGUUUUUGUUUCUUGAAAUUCCGUCCAGGCGUAAAUCCUUCUCACUGAAACAUGUUGUCAUUUAUUUAUCUCCAAUUCUGUUCUCAGCCUUUGGAAUUGAUUAUAUGUAAGAUUUGUGCUGGAACAUUGCAAUCGGACUAACAGGAAACCAAAGGGUCUGAGACAUUUGAAGCCCUUUUUUUUUAUUGAGGAGCUGUUAUCUUCUUUUCUAGUUUUACCUGGGUUAAGUGUAUGUAUAAUCAAUUAUUCAUCAAUAUAAAAUUGUUAGAUUCAUGACUGGA